Messenger RNA from Drosophila ficusphila, 514 nucleotides. RefSeq lists its product as uncharacterized. Bases 179 to 514 code for a protein of 111 amino acids. The transcript is spliced from 2 exons. The record is from RefSeq and is a predicted model, not a curated record. Gene Ontology annotation, cellular component: ribonuclease P complex. Lineage: Eukaryota; Metazoa; Arthropoda; Insecta; Diptera; Drosophilidae. Gene Ontology annotation, biological process: tRNA 5'-leader removal.
CGUAUGGCCAUUUCUGCCACCGCACAGCUGUUUUAAAACCAGAAAGAAAUAGUGAAAAGGGAAUAAUUACAUAAAAAAAAACACACUGACCGGCAUUUCUAGGACGAUUUUCUACAUUUUCGGCCGCAAAUAGAUCCCUUGGAUAAUAACUGGGGCUCGGAAUUGCCGUAACCAAAGCAUGAGUGGUUACCAAUAUCUGGAUGUGAAGCUGAAACUCCGUGAUCCAGAUUCUGUGACAUUAACACCUGUUUUCUUGUUGGGCUGCGUCUGCAACUCCUUAACGAGCAUUUUUGGCGAAAUCGGUGGUCAAACUCCGCUGGAAAUUGUGAAAUUCAGUUCCGGUCAAAAACGAUAUAUUUUCCGUGUAACCGAGGACUUUCUGGAACGUGUCCGGAUAGCUAUAUCCCUAAUAGGUUACUACCAGGAGGUGCCCUGCCACUUCCAGGUGCUCAACACAUCCCGGAAGGCUUUAGAUUUUGAGGACUCUGAAGAGGAAUUCAUAGCAUUUAACUAG